Molecule: messenger RNA, 654 nt
Organism: Rhinocladiella mackenziei CBS 650.93
Lineage: Eukaryota; Fungi; Ascomycota; Eurotiomycetes; Chaetothyriales; Herpotrichiellaceae
Product: GTP-binding nuclear protein GSP1/Ran
Exons: 4
Coding region: 1-654 (217 amino acids)
Biological process (GO): protein import into nucleus; ribosomal subunit export from nucleus
Cellular component (GO): nucleus; cytoplasm
Molecular function (GO): GTP binding; GTPase activity
Source: RefSeq, a predicted model, not a curated record
AUGGCGGAAGCUGCCCAAGGUCCACCAACCUUCAAACUGGUCUUGGUCGGUGAUGGUGGCACAGGAAAGACCACCUUCGUCAAGCGCCAUCUUACAGGAGAAUUCGAAAAGAAAUAUAUCGCCACACUUGGCGUCGAAGUUCAUCCCCUCGGCUUCUCAACCAAUCUUGGUCAAAUCCAAUUUGACGUCUGGGACACCGCCGGCCAGGAGAAAUUCGGUGGUCUAAGAGAUGGUUACUACAUCAACGGGCAGUGCGGCAUCAUCAUGUUUGAUGUCACCUCGCGAAUCACAUAUAAGAACGUCCCCAACUGGCAUCGUGAUCUCGUCCGAGUGUGUGAAAAUGUCCCCAUUGUCCUCUGCGGAAACAAGGUCGAUGUCAAGGAGCGUAAAGUCAAGGCCAAGACCAUCACAUUUCAUCGCAAGAAGAAUCUUCAAUACUACGAUAUUUCGGCCAAGUCCAACUACAAUUUCGAGAAGCCUUUCCUCUGGUUGGCACGAAAAUUGGUUGGCAACUCUCAACUCGAAUUUGUGGCCGCUCCAGCUCUUGCACCACCUGAAGUCCAGAUCAACCCGCAACAGCUGGAUCAGUAUCAGAAGGAGAUGACCGAGGCUGCCGCAAUGCCACUGCCUGAUGAAGAAGAUCCUGAUUUGUGA